Molecule: messenger RNA, 945 nt
Organism: Trichomonas vaginalis G3
Lineage: Eukaryota; Parabasalia; Trichomonadida; Trichomonadidae
Product: porin domain-containing protein
Exons: 1
Coding region: 1-945 (314 amino acids)
Source: RefSeq, a predicted model, not a curated record
AUGAUUUCUUCAUUAGUAAAUAAGCAAAAUCAGCUUUUCCAAUCCGAAAUUGUUCGAUCAGGAUCAGUAUCUAUUCCUUUUUACAAUAGUGUAAUCAAAGCAACAUUCGAUUCAAGUAAAAAUGGACAAUUAUUUGGAAAAGUUCAAACAACAAUGAAUUAUCCAAAGAGUAAAUAUAUCAUUGAAGCAUACAGUUAUGACGAACCUAUGCGUGUUAUUGUCAAGUCAUUACAACUAAUUCCAAAUUUAACUACCACAGCUUUGCUUUCAUUCAAUCCAUCGGCCGCGUCAAUGGCAAAGGCAGUAUAUGUACAUAAUUUAAACUAUAUGCUUAUUAAGCAAAAAUUCAGUUUAGAUUAUCAGAAAAAUGAUGAAGGUGAAAAUCCAGUAUCCUUCACAUCAGCCACGAAAAUAACAAAUAGCCUGUACUCAUUGAACAUAGAUUUAUUCAAUAAUUUCAAUUUAUUCCAAGUUAAUUUCUUAUCCCGCAAAUUCCUUAAUAUUGGCGGAUCAUUUACAUAUGAUUUCACAAGAAAACUUCUUUGCGAUGGUAGUUACAUUUUUUCAUACGAUUCCCCAAAGUUUUUACUAUCAACAUCAGGAAGACUUGUUGUAGGCGAAGUUGAUUUAACUAUGAUUGCUCAAUUAACCAAGCGUACCAAGGCUGGCUUCUCCCUGAAGGCAGAACACAUCGGUAUCGAUCCAGACAGCAAAUGGAAAGAUGCUGACUAUACUUGUUCGGCUGCAGCCAAAAUUAUGAUUGACGAUGACGCAUAUUUCAGAGCCAUUGUGUCUUCUAACCUCACUUCCGUUCUAGAAUUAACAGUAAAUUGUCCUGACUUCUUGAAGUUGAAAUUUUCUGCUAACUCGGCUAUCAAAGAGUCCAAAUUGCAGAAUAACUUCGGAAUUGAUAUCGGUUUCGAUUUGGCUCACUUCACUCAUUAA